AUGACUCGUAACUUGUCUCACUACGCAUUCUGUCACCUCUUCAAUGAGGUCGUCCUCAGCCGUCGCAGGUUUCUCGAUGUCGCAGAACAGUUCUACGCUACCGUCCGCCUCGAUCCCGGACAAGUUGACGCUGCCCGUCAGAUCGCCGUUCAGGCUCUUCAAGACCGAGAUGACGCUCUGAUGGCUCUUCUUACUGCUCGUACGACGGCGAAUCUGGACGCGUUGGACGCGUUGUAUGAGGAGGCCGUCGCUCGCGCGACGCCUAGCUCUGCGGCUACCGAGGACCCUGCGCAAGAGGACGGAGAGGAGGAGGUUGAUACGGAUGUGGAUCUGGACGAUAUCGACGAGGCAUACGUGCAUGGAUUAGACAACGGCAUUGAGGAUUUCGCCGCUGGAAACGAGGUGGACGCGCAAGCAAGUCAUCGAUACCGACCAAAAACCUGUACGACGCCUGCCUAUGUAUUCUUCUCCGGAUCUGAGCGCUUGAUCGACGAUGCCGCCAAGAACCAGGUUGCGAUGGACCCGCUCCACAGUGUCUUCGACGCGAAGCGCCUCAUUGGCCGCAAGUUCGCCAACGUGGAGGUGCAGGCUGACCUCAAGCACUUCCCGCUCAAGGUCAUCGACAUGUAUAGCAAGCCCUACAUCAGGGUCACCUACCGCGGCGAGGAGAAGGCAUUUUCGUCCGAGGAGAUCGCGUCCGUAGUCCUCACGAAGUUGAAGGAGAUCGCUGAAUCUUACCUCGGCGACACCGCCACUAAGGACGCCGGCACGAUCUCUGGCUUCAACGUCCUCCGUAUCAUCAACGAGCCCGCCGCCGCCGCCAUCGCCUACGGUCUCGACAAGAAGGUCACCGGCGAGGGUAACGUCUUCCUCGAUCUCGGCGGAGGUACUCUGAGCUUUUCGUUCCUCACGAUUGAGGAGGGCAUUUCGGAGAUCAAGGUCUCCGCCAGUGACACCCGCUUCCGUGGUGAGGACUUCGACAACCGCCUCGUGAACCACCUUGUCCAGGAACUCAAGAGGAAGCACAAGAAGGACUUCUCCUCCAACCCGCGUGCACUCCGCCGUCUCCGCACUGCCUGCGAGCGCGCCAAGCAUACCCUCUCGUCCGCUACCCAGACGUCGAUCGAGAUCGACUCGCUCUUUGAGGGUAUCGACUUCUACACCUCGCUCACCCGUGCCCGUUUCGAGGAGCUCUGCCAGGACCUUUUCCGCUCCACGCUCGAGCCCGUCGAGAAGGUCCUCCGCGACUCGAAGAUCGACAAGUCGAACGUUCACGAGAUUAUCCUCGUCGGUGGCUCCACCCGUAUCCCCCGCAUCGUCAAGCUCGUCCCGGACUUCUUCAACGGCAAAGAGCCCAAUAAGUCGAUCAACCCCGGCCAGGCCGUCGCCUACGGUGCUGCCGCCCAGGCCGCCAUCCUCACUGGCGACACUUCGGAGAAGUCCCAGGACUUGCUCCUCCUCGACGUCACGCCCUUGUCUCUCGGUAUCGAGACCGCUGGUGGUUUCAUAACGCCGCUCAUCAAGUGUAACACGACCGUCCCGACCAAGAAAUCCGAGAUCUUCUCGACUUACGCCGACAACCAGCCCGGUGCCCUCAUCAAGGUCUUCGAGGGUGAGCGUGCCCGUACGAAGGACAACGACCCGCUCGGCAAGUUCGGACUCUCCGGUAUCCUGCCGGCGCCGCGUGGUGUCCCUCAGAUCGAGGUCACCUUCGACAUCGAUGCCAUCGGUAUCCUGAACGUCUCCGCCUCCGACCAGACGACCGGCAAGUCGAACCGCAUCACGAUCACCAACCACUAG
Molecule: messenger RNA, 1800 nt
Organism: Peniophora sp. CBMAI 1063
Lineage: Eukaryota; Fungi; Basidiomycota; Agaricomycetes; Russulales; Peniophoraceae
Source: the annotation of a GenBank genome assembly